AUGUACCGUAAUGGUGGAGAAGAUAAACGUUUAGCUUGUCAAGAACUUUUAACAAAAAUACAAAAAUCACUUUCGGAAUUGACUGUUAAUGCACCCAAUUAUGAUACUCUUGUAUUUUUCAAAAUGGCAUCAAGAAUAUAUCGUGAAAAAUUAGAAAAAAAAUUGAAUUUUCCCGAGAAAUUGUCAUUAUUACGAAAAAUAACAAAGGAUGAAUCACGAUGUCAGGAAUUGAUUCAAGCUCAUCAUGAAUUUGAAAAGGCAAUCUUCCAGGAUUCAUCGACUUACCAUCCAAUUGAUGCUCGAUGGGGUCAUGCUUCAACAUUGAUAGAUAAUACUUUAUAUGUUUAUGGAGGAAAUGUGGGAGCGACACAAAAAGUUGGUCGGAAAACAAAUCAACUUUUACUUCUUGAUAUGAAAAAAUCUUUUCCCAUAACAAAUCCUUCUUGGAUAAUAAGUAAUGAUGAUGGGCCAAAAGUUGCAUAUCAUGCAAUUUCAUUUGGCGGCGAGAAUAAUCGAAUAUUAGUUCUUUAUGGUGGCGAAUCACCAGACACAUCACCACCCGCCAAUUCGUUGUUUUAUUACGACACGGUAAAUAAAUCAUGGUCAAGUCCUGCGAUAGCGGUCGCGUCAAGGAGGAUAGAACAUACUAUCCAGACUAGGGUCAAUGAUUCGAUGGUUUAUGUUUUUGGUGGGGCACCUGCAAUAGAUCCAGAUGUUACAAGCCAAGUUCAAUACCAAGAUUUGUAUUAUUUGGACAGCAUAAAGAAUAUAUGGAGUACAACAAAUUUACAACUAAAUACACCAUUUGGUAGAUUUCAUCAUACUGCUACUCUUCUUUCAGAUGGGAAAAUGUAUGUUAUUGGAGGUUACUCUGGUAAUUCAUUAGUGGAUAUGAGUGAUAUUUAUGUUUUUGAUACUAUAAUGUCUCAAUGGAAUAGAACGGUUGCAGGUGGAACUAUACCAACUCCUCGUAGAGAACAUGUAGCUGCAGGAACCGAUGAUGGAAGGAUUAUAAUACAUGGCGGUGUCGAUAUAAAUUUUACAAUAUUGUAUGAUGAUAUUGCAGUAUUGGAUACAACGCAAACACCAAUAACGUGGAUUAACGUAACUGUCCAGGGUAAAUCACCACCAGGAAGAUAUGCACAUUCUGCAAAUAUCGCUGGGUCCAACAUGAUGAUUAUUUUUGGUUAUAUGGCAAAUGAACUUGGUGAUAAUAAUAUAUAUGUUUUAGAUACUAAAUCAUAUAAAUGGCUUGAUACCUAUACACCAAACCUUCCACCUACGCCUACUGAAUCUGCUACUGCACCACCAAAUAAGACCGGCAUAGUAGUUGGUGCUUCAAUAGCAGGAGUAUUUGUUGGAUCAUUAAUUUUCGGGUUGAUGUUUUACUUUUAUCGUAAACGAAAAAAUCACGAUUACGUUGGAUCACAUUAUGCAGCACAGACAUCUAAUCCAAUACCCCCUCAAAUGAAUCCAUCGGGGAAUAAUAGUCAUGGCAAUCUGGCGCCAAAUCCUGUACAUGAUAAAGAUUAUUCAGAAAAUUUGGAAAAGCAAAUGAUGGGCAUUGAUGUUCAACAUACUAAUAUGCAAAAAUCUUUGCUUACGUUUGAACAAACUCCAUGCGCCAACCCAUACAAUCUUACCAACCCAACACAUCCUUAUCACAAUAGACAAUCCUCGUCAAGAUCUUUACACAGAUCAUCAAAUUAUCCAAUAGUUCCCAACAUUCCAACAACCUAUUCUUACACACAUACGCCACCUCAUUCUGAAGUUUACUCAUCUGUAUACAAUCAUUUUUCACAAUCACAUUCUGUGGCUAUUUUCCCGGAAGGAACUUCACAUGAUAACGCGCACAUGUUAUCUUUAAAAUAUGGAUGUGCUGUUAUGAGUUUGGGUUACCUAUCAUCCACAGAACCCGAUGCCA
Molecule: messenger RNA, 1924 nt
Organism: Entrophospora sp. SA101
Lineage: Eukaryota; Fungi; Glomeromycota; Glomeromycetes; Entrophosporales; Entrophosporaceae
Source: the annotation of a GenBank genome assembly